AUGCAAGAUGAACCAUUUGUUUAUACAAUACAUAGACCAAUUCCUGGUGCAACGAGAUGUUGGCUUCCUUGUCUUGAUCGUUAUCAGGAUAAAUGUACUUGGGAUUUUUUCAUCACCGUAUCAGAUAUUGAAAAUUUCGAUAGAAUGAUGGUAGUUACCAGCGGAAAUUUAUUAGAGAUUAUUGAAUCACCUAAUAAUCACCAUAAUAAGAGAUUGUUUCAUUAUAGGCUGCCUGUGCCAAUUCAAGCUCAACAUAUUGGAUUAGUUUGUGGACCUUUUCGUUCUCCUUACAUUUUACAUUAUCCAGGUGAAGACGAUCUACCAGAAAAUAGACCACUUAUUACUGCUUAUUUCUCUUCAAGAUGGGAAGAAUGGAUUAGACCGACACUUUAUCCUAAUCAGGAGGGUGCUGAUACUUUUUGGAUACAUUGGGCAUUUGAUUAUUUUAUCGAAGGGUAUUCUCACUUUAAGAUCCAUCCCGAGUUUGACAAACGAAACCCAAAAGUUAAACCUGGAAAAUUUCCAUUCAAUUGUUUUCAUAUAGUAUUUGUUGAAAAUGCUUAUAAUGAUAUUACAGUAUGUGCUGGGAUGGUAAUAUGUCGUACAAGUUUAUUAUAUAAUGAGCAUAUAAUAGAACAAGUAUUUGUCACGAGGCGUCUUUUAAUAAAUGCAAUAGCUCAGCAAUGGUUUGGAAUUUUUAUUCCUCCUCAUUCAUGGCGUGACUUUUGGCUUGCAAUCGGUUUAUCAAAUUAUUUUACAACCAUGUAUCUUGAAAAAAUAUUUGGCGAACAAGAAAUUCAAUUAUCACGCAAACUUACACCAAUUGAAACAAGAGAACUGGAGUUUCUAAAUUUAAAAGCUCCACUUGUUCUUUGGAUGCUUAACAAUAUAUUGCCAUUUUUUGAUUAUCAUCGUGGAAUACUUGGAAUUAUUUAUUUGAUAUUGAACCGUGCUAAGGAAACAUCCUACCAUAACUUUAGACCUGGUUAUCUGGAAACCAAAGAAUUUUUCAAUUUGUGUAAAGAUGUUAUUCGCCAAGAACUCCGUGAUGAAAUCAAACAAUUUAAAAAACAAUGGAUAUACGGGUCUGGUUGUCCUAUUUUUAAAAUCAAUGCUAAUUUCAACAGGAAAAAGAUGACGGUUGAAUUUAAAUUUGUACAACAAAAUUCGAAUUUAGUUCAUUCUGAUUUGGAAAAGAAAAAAUCAAAUGAUAAAAAAUUAACAACUACACAUGCCGAUGAUCACAAAAAGCAUACUUCCUUAUUCACUGGACAGAUGGAUAUUGCUAUUAAUGAACCCGAUGGUGUAGAAUAUAUUCAUACUAUCUAUAUUCGAGAGAAGACUGAAACAUUUUCACUUCCAUAUCAUACCAAAUAUAAACGGUCCAAGAUAACUCUUAAACCUAGAUUUGUAAGGAAAAGAGGAACAUUUGAUUCCUAUGUUCCGCUCGAAUUAAUAGAAGAACAAUCUAGAAUUUAUCCUGUUCUUUGGGGAAUGGAUCCAGAAUUUAAUGAAAGAGAUGAAUGGAAAAUUAUUGAAUGGGCUGAUCCGUCUCGUCAACAGAGCACUAGGGCUGAGUGA
This is a messenger RNA of Entrophospora sp. SA101, 1581 nucleotides long. The record is from the annotation of a GenBank genome assembly. Lineage: Eukaryota; Fungi; Glomeromycota; Glomeromycetes; Entrophosporales; Entrophosporaceae.